Botrytis byssoidea is the source of this 630-nucleotide messenger RNA. RefSeq lists its product as uncharacterized. NCBI's taxonomy places the organism in Eukaryota, Fungi, Ascomycota, Leotiomycetes, Helotiales, Sclerotiniaceae. The record is from RefSeq and is a predicted model, not a curated record. Bases 1 to 630 code for a protein of 209 amino acids. The transcript has a single exon.
AUGGCUGCAAGACACACCCCGGUGCCAUCGGUCGGAUCUUCAGGUUCAACCUUCUCGUCCACCGUAUCGAGAGAGAAGAAUCUUUCAGAUGUUUAUGUCGACUUUCACAAAGAAUACCAGCAAUUGUUAAUCCGAAAUAAACAACUAAGCGAUAAUAAUCGCAAUUCCGAAAGCAAUAAAACGUAUGUUCCCAUUGCUGUGGAGAAGUGCCACAUCGCGCUGAUAUCAAAUAGCAAUCAUGAUAGAGUUCCUGGAGCCACGCCCGUACCAUCCUCCUCGGCCCGUGAUAAAUUGCAAGAAGUAGUGGCAUCAUUGCUUCCCGCUAUCGGUGAGCCAUUUUUUCAACAAUUUUCAGUCCUCAGAAAUGAAAUAGAAGGGAAAAUAAGACUAUGGGAUGCUUUGGUCGCGGAAAAUAUAAAGCUUUCCAGUGCGGCAAGAAUCAAGCAGGCUAUGGAGGAUGCAAAAUCUGCUUCUGAUAAGUCUUUCGCAGAAAAGAAAAUUGCAAAUGACAAGCACGACGAUGAGUUGGACCUGGAAAACCCGUCCGACAAGCGUACCUUGAACAUUUGGAUAGAACUUGAAGAUUUUAAGAUUCCAGAAACCCGGAGCUCAGACAAGGAUUCCAUUUAG